This is a messenger RNA of Helianthus annuus (common sunflower), 660 nucleotides long. RefSeq names its product senescence associated gene 20. NCBI's taxonomy places the organism in Eukaryota, Viridiplantae, Streptophyta, Magnoliopsida, Asterales, Asteraceae. The record is from RefSeq and is a predicted model, not a curated record. The transcript has a single exon. The coding region runs from base 9 to 482 and encodes 157 amino acids.
CAAAAGAAAUGGAAGAAUUCAAUAAAAACCAACAAGAAUUGAAAAAUCAAGCCACCAUCAAUGCUCUUUAUAAGUCGCUUGCCGCCGGAGAUACCAAAAUGGUCUCCGGUCUUUUAGCCAGCGACCUCGAGUGGUGGUUUCAUGGCCCUCAAACUUGCCACCACAUGAUGAGGAUGUUGACCGGAGAGGCUUCACACACCGAGUUCAUAUUUGAACCUCGGAGUGUUACAACCCUCGACGACCACAUAGUGAUCGUUGAGGGUUAUGAAGGUGCAAACGUGUACUGGGUACACGUUUGGGUCUUGAAAGAUGGGUUGAUAACCCGAUUCAGGGAGUAUUUCAACACGUGGCUAACUGUGAAGAAGUUGAGGGUGAGACCCGCGCUCGGUUGGGUAGGCAAGGAUAAUUGGUCAACCGUGUGGAGGAGCCAACCGCGAGAUCUUUUCCGGAGGUCGUUACCCGGGCUCAUGCUUGCCAUUUGACGAGAUAUAUGGUGUAAAACAAUUGUAUGCGGUUACAUUAAGAGCACAACUUAUGACGUCGUCUUAAGUUGUAAAUUAUGAGAACAUUUGCAUGAAUCAUUGUAGGAACCAAGUUCACUUUUUAUUAAAAUAUAUUAAUAAAAAAUAAUAAUAAUGAGACCUCGUUAUUUGUGGAAAA